AACCGGACCAUUUUCAGGUUUGAUCCAGCAGAUGAAGACAACAGAAAGAAACUGUGUGAGGGAAUUCUGAAUGUCCUUGAAAAAGACACAGAAACUUCAUGUCAAGUUGCCUGUCUGGAGGCCCUCCGGAUUCUCUCCAGGGACAAGAAGGUUUUAGUGCCUGUAACCACAAAGAGGAACAUGCAGAUCCUUAUGAGGCUAGCAAAGCUGGACACUGUAGAAGAACCUUUGGAGAGAGUGUCUGAAUUUCCUGUUAUAGUAGAAGCUUUAAAAUGCCUCUGUAACAUAAUUUUUAAUAGUGCUGUUGCACAGAAGCUCAGUUUGGAACUGAAUCUUGCAGCUAUGCUCUGCAGUCUUCUGGAAAAAUGCAAGGACCAGCAGUUCGUUGAUGACAUUAAAUGCUUUGAUUUGCGUCUCCUCUUCCUCUUGUCACUUCUGCACACAGAUAUCAGAUCACAGUUGCGUCAGGAACUACAAGGUGUGCAGGUUUUGACUCAGGCUUUGGAAAGUUCCCUGAGCGUAAGAUGGGCGGCAGAAUAUAAAGCAGCGGAAGAUGGCGACAGGCCUCCUCUGUCUUUGCAAGAGACAGAUUGUGCCAUCGAGGCACUAAAGGCUCUUUUUAAUGUAACACUUGACAGUUGGAAUGUCCACAGCGAGAAUGAAUCUCAUCAAUUUCGUUACAUGGCUGCCAUCCUUCGACACUGCUUAUUAACCACGGGCCCUACUGAAGACAAAACCGAGGAGUUGCACAGCAAUGCAGUCAACCUAUUAAGCAAUGUUCCCGUUUCUUGCUUGGAUGUUCUUAUUAGUCCAUCAUCCCAAGAGGAUACAGAUAUAAAACACAAUGGUAUGAAUAUGAAAGCAAUUCAGAUUUUACUGGAUUUCAUGGAGAAGAGAAUAGACAAGGGAAGCAGCUAUAGAGAAGGCUUGACUCCAGUUCUCAGUUUAUUAACUGAAUGCUGUCGAACUCAUAGAAAUAUCAGGAAGUUUAUCAAAGCUCAGGUAUUGCCUCCAUUAAGAGACGUAUCAAAUCGUCCAGAAGUUGGCACAACAGUGAGAAACAAGCUUGUGCGCCUUAUGACACACGUUGACCUUGGAGUAAAGCAAAUUGCAGCAGAAUUUCUUUUCGUUCUUUGUAAAGAGAGAGUCGACAGCUUGUUAAAAUAUACAGGCUAUGGCAAUGCAGCAGGAUUGCUGGCAGCAAGGGGCCUGUUAGCAGGAGGAAGAGGAGAUCAUUGGUACUCAGAUGAUGAAGAUACGGAUACAGAAGAAUACAAAUCUGCAAAGCCAAACAUUAACCUCAUCACUGGUCACUUAGAAGAACCAAUGCCCAAUCCACUGGAUGAAAUGACAGAGGAACAAAAAGAAUAUGAAGCUAUGAAGCUUGUCAACAUGUUUGAUAAACUUUCCAGAGAUGAGCUUAUAAAACCAAUGGGAGUGCGGCCGGAUGGUACAAUGGCUCCUUUGGAAGAAGCAGUCAGCCAGUACCAUGCCAACAAGGAAAACAGUUCAGAUUCAGACUAAAGCAUCACCUGCUUCACUCUCUGUUCUCCUCUAAUCCUCACUUUUCCUUAGAGCCACAACAUCUUUUAUCUAAGCAUUUUAUCCUCACAUUAGCCAGCAUCACUUUAACUGUUCUAUUAUUGGGAUAUUUAAUCCCAAUAAUAUUGGGUCCUCUGGUGUAAUGUCUGAAUUUUUAUGUCUGUUUAAAGAACCUAUCAAUUUAUUAG
Molecule: messenger RNA, 1730 nt
Organism: Merops nubicus (carmine bee-eater)
Lineage: Eukaryota; Metazoa; Chordata; Aves; Coraciiformes; Meropidae
Gene: RIC8B
Product: RIC8 guanine nucleotide exchange factor B
Exons: 9
Biological process (GO): G protein-coupled receptor signaling pathway
Cellular component (GO): plasma membrane; cytoplasm
Molecular function (GO): guanyl-nucleotide exchange factor activity; G-protein alpha-subunit binding
Source: RefSeq, a predicted model, not a curated record